AUGAUGGACGAUGCUUCGAAAGACGCCACAAAUCAGCCUUCACCCGUGUCCGAAGUCACGCAACUUGCGUACAUGCCCGAUGUAGUGGUCCUUAACAUCGUUGACAUGCUGCUCAACGAUGGCGACAUCCCUGGGUAUCUCGAGAGCGAUGAAGAACGGUAUGAUGUCUGUACCGCCGCCAACCCGGAGGGUAUGCGCAGCUGGGGAGUGCAGAACGCCACCAACUUGGCAAAAGUUUGCAUGCGGUUCUACAACAUCGUCAGUCCAGCAGUCUUCAGACACGACAUUCAGCAUCGUUGCGCAUCCUCCUUGCUACUAUCGGCCAAAAGAAACAACCUCGACGGUGUUUUAGCCUCACUUCGGCACGGCGCCAACAUCAAUCAGACUGAUCAAUCAUUGAUGCAUGUCGAAGAAACCGAAAUCAUGGAGGAACAUCGAUUUGAAUGCUUGUUAUUUCCAGUCAAAACAUCCUUGACCGCACUGCAUUGGGCUUCAUUGUACGGAUACAAAGAGCUGGUACAUCACCUCCUCAAAUUUGGCGCCGAUGUCCAACACAGGGCCGACCUGGGCUUUUAUCACUACUUCAGCUGCGACCCGUACGAAAACUGCUGGAAGGAGUAUGAAACCGACAUGGAUGACCCUCAUCGAGCUUUAUUCUGCGCGACGAAGGCAGAAUACAAGAAGUCGAUAGAUCGGAGCUCCGCUCAAAGCCAAAGGGAAACAUUACCUUCGCCAAUGGGCGCCAAUCCGCUGUUCUUCGCCUUGAGAGGCAAUUUUGACAGCGAAAACCGCGCGUUGUGGGAGGCAACUUCCACAGAAUACUACAGAUUCGGUACCGAGCCUUUUGUGGCCGAUGACAUAAGUGGCUCACGUCUCGACAUUGUCAAGGCUUUGAUCAAAGCCGGAUCAUCCCUGGUCACUCGCGAGAAAGACAAAGUCCAUGCUCUACAUCAAGCCUGUGCCUAUGAGGACGUUGAUGUGGCUCGCUUCCUCCUAGAAGAAGUAGGAGUCGAUCCCAAUACCGAGGAUUCAAAAGGCGACACUCCUCUUCACUACGUGGCUGCCAGUCAGCAAUACCCAUGCUAUGCCUGCAUUGAAAGCAGCUACGAGCCCAGACGACGUACGCAAGAGAUUGUGAACCUACUCAUCAAUAGAGGGGCAAAUCUUGAUUCCAAGAAUCUCGACGGAAGAAAACCCACUGACUGCGGCUUGCUUUCCAUUUACAACAACGAGGAAGAAAGAGAGGUGCUUGGUCCAUUGGUGUUGUGCGCUUAA
This is a messenger RNA of Colletotrichum costaricense, 1275 nucleotides long. RefSeq lists its product as uncharacterized. NCBI's taxonomy places the organism in Eukaryota, Fungi, Ascomycota, Sordariomycetes, Glomerellales, Glomerellaceae. The record is from RefSeq and is a predicted model, not a curated record. The transcript has a single exon. Bases 1 to 1275 code for a protein of 424 amino acids. Gene Ontology annotation, cellular component: nucleus; cytoplasm. Gene Ontology annotation, molecular function: protein binding.